GCGAAACAAAAGAUCUCCCUAAUAUUCUCGGUCUCAUGCUUCUCGUGCCCUUCUUUAGAACGAUGUAUCUACUGUAAAUUUAAUCAAAAUAUACCUCAUGUCCCGCCUGUAUAUAUGGUGGCUUCCUACAUGAGAACUUCAAUCCGAUCUAACAUAUCGGCCAGUGGUGUAUCCACGAGAAGGAGACCAGGUACUCUGAAAAGUUUCUGCAAAUCGACGAGAGGUUUUUGACAAAGGAGACCUGAGCCAUAGAUCUGACUUGGUAAACUCGACCUCGAGGCUGUAAACAUCGCUUUGCGUUUUGGAACAAGAUGGCGGCUGCAGCAACGCCGUCCGGUGUUUCAUGGCUGUCUCCGAAUCCUCGAGGUCUCAAGGGUCAAGGGAAUCAAGUGACAGCACGGACGGUGCAAGGAACAAUGAGUUGCAGAGCCGAGGAGAGGACGCGAUCGACAGCGAGCGGGCUGAAUUCUUCGAGCGCCGCCUCCGGCAGGAGAAGGCAGCAUCAGGAUUCUCCUUCGAGGCUCGUGCUCAAUUUGAGCCUGCUGGAGGCUACCGCGAGAACGGGAGCAGAGGAGAGCAAGGAUUUGACGGAAGGAGAUGAGGACGAAGACGAUGCGACGAUCCCACAAGCACUCCUACAUCGACGACAGCUGCUGUGGGGUGCAACUGGGACGUUCUCCUAUCUCACGUCCGCAGGUUUUGGGCUCGCGGCGCCCGUACCUCCGGCGAAUUUGUCCCCCGAAAGCUGUCAGGAAGUUCCCGAUCAGCAACAAAAGUUGAACUGCUGUCUCCCCGAUGGCAGUCAACUGACUCCGAUCGACUUUGAAUUCGAGGCCGACCUCCCGAUGCGGAUCCGGCAACCGGCCCACAUUCUGUCCAAAGAUGAGGAAUACGUCAAAAAAUACAACCAAGCUUACGUCUUGAUGAAACAGCUCCCGGAUGACGACCCCCGCAGCUUCGCAGCGCAGUGGCAUAUCCAUUGCGCUUUCUGCGAGGGCGCCUACCUCGAGCCCAAUAAUCCGAACAACCUCAAACUGCAGUACCACGGGAGCUGGACGUUCCUCCCUUGGCACAGGAUGUAUCUUUACUUCCACGAGAGGAUUCUCGGGGACCUUAUCGGCGAUCCUGAAUUCGCUCUUCCUGUCUGGAACUGGGACAACCAGCGAGACGCUGACGGCGGCAAUCAGAUGCCUCGGAUGUUCGCGCCGUUCUACUUCGGAAAACCGCUGUCCAUGAAUCCGCAGGAUUCCGAACUGUCAAAGGCGAUCAGGAAUCCGGAGCAUUUCCCUCCGGAACACGUCCGUCUGGACCGAGGCAAUUACUACGACGACAUGGGCACGGUCUUCGAUAGCAACUUGGCUCUGAUGCACCGGGCGGUGGUCACGCCGGUGUCCAGCACCGAUUUUCUGGGGAAGCCUUACAGGGCGGGGCAAGCUGCAGACACAGCUGGUCCGGGGAGUAUCGAGGUGAACGGGCACAACAUCGUCCACGUUUGGACGGGUUCCAAUUACUUGAAAUUGCGGCCCGACCAUGAAGAUAUGGGGACAUUCUUGUACGCAGCCAGAGAUCCCAUCUUUUACAGUCAUCAUUCGAACGUGGACAGAAUGUGGACUGUGUGGAAGAUUCUCCAGAUCGAUCAAUCGACUCGUAGAGGCUCGAGAAAGCGAGAGGAUCCGACUGAUCCUGAUUUCCUCAAUACCCAGUUCGCCUUCUAUAAUCACAAAAAGCAGCUCGUGCACGUGAAGAUCAGCCAAACUCUCGACACCGAACGUCUGCGCUACAAGUACCAGGCAUUGGACAGCGACCAGGAUUGGAUCAAUUACACGUUCGCUGACUCGGGUCAGGAGAAGCCCAGUCCGGAAGAAAUAGCCCGGUUGGUGACGGACAAAGUUCUCAAGAAGGACAAGUCCGUAUCGUUUGCGCUCACACGGAUCGAGCCUACUCCGAGCCAAGGACGGUCGGCAGAAGAUCUCGAGGAAACUUUGGUUGUAAAAGGUGUGCAGGUGCCCAAGAACUCGUUCAUGCUAUACAAGGUUUUCAUCAACUUGCCCGAUGCCGGAGUCAGUACCCCGUUGGGAAUUUAUAAUUUUGUGGGUGUGAUCACCCACGUUCCUCAUAAGGCAAGCCAUGGUUUAGGACAUAAUCGGAAAGUUGACUUCCGACUGAGCAUAGGAGCUAGUCUGAAAGCCUUGGGAAUCAAGGAUCUGGAGCAAGUCUCUGUGACUUUUGUGCCCGGAGGCCAGGAGGACGAUGUUGAGUUUGAUGGAGUGGAUGUAGAGUUUAACUGAGAAUCUCUAAACCGAUUCGCACUUCUGAGAGGCUUCUUCAAUUUAUGUAUGCCACGGCUGCAGGCGAAACUAUUUUGUAACUUCAAUCUGUAGUCUUCCUCAUAUAUCAGGAGGACAUGUAGCUUAAUGGACUCAAUGUGGUUCUCUUUUUCCUUUCUUGUUACCCUGGGACAUCUCAGGAUUUGCUAAGAUGUCCCAAUGCAGACUGCGUGUGAUUUUCGUUCAUAUUAAGAAGACGUGUAUUCCCUCGCCUUUAAAGUACCAUCAUCUCGAGUCUAUUCCAGUCCUGUGGUGCCUCACUUGUGCCUAGAAUUUUUACUUAAUACCACUAUAUCACUAUACUUCUAUCUUACAGGUAUCUCAACAGUUAUUCUUAGUUUUAGGUCAAUCUUGCGAGCUUUUGUCUGAGUAUAUCUAAAUUGAUCUAUCUCAGUGUUACUGUGACAUCCAAGUAAGCACCUAGUCACAUAUUAUAAAUGAAAUUGA
Messenger RNA from Marchantia polymorpha subsp. ruderalis, 2774 nucleotides. The record is from the annotation of a GenBank genome assembly. NCBI's taxonomy places the organism in Eukaryota, Viridiplantae, Streptophyta, Marchantiopsida, Marchantiales, Marchantiaceae.